AUGUUUGCCAAUCUCCAGCUUGUCACACCUCAGAAGGUCAACCCGGCUGCACAAGAGUCUGGCACCGUCUCAUGCCCAGACCGUUCUCAAUUGAUACAGAACAGGCGCGCUGAUGUAGGAGGUCCUCCAUUCGUCUCAAGUGAUCAAGGUGUGCGUUGGGGCAGUCCUAUGCCACAGUCUGAUUACGCUCAUAACUGCGAAAGCACUAAUGUGAUCGUUGCUCGGAACCGUGAUUCCCCAUCGGUCCGCACUUGGCGCUUGAAAUACGAGACAAUAGUCCUUUGGGCUAAGCUAGGAGUAAACGUCGUGCUUUUCCUUGACUUGGCAUACGGUGAUGAGCAGAGUCGUGUCUGGUUGGCAAAGGACUUGCUUCACAAUGUCGUACUCGAGAAGGUUUCACUUGAAGUGAUAGCGAAAAUAGUACCGGCGUUCGCUGGAAUCGCAAGAGCAAAUGGAGGAUAUAUGUUGAGGAACUUCGAGGAACGUUUGGUGCACGAAACAAAAGAGGCGUUCAAGCUUAUAUGGACGAUUCAAACUAUGGCGCACGGUAAUUCCCAGAUCAAGGGCACACCCAUUUUCGCCAUCGUCAAACGCGGGCAUCUACUGACCGAGUUACUGAUCGUUUUCUAUCGUCAGCACAUCCUUCAAGACAGGUAUCUCAGAGAAUGUUUGCAGUUUCUUUUUGAUACUAUACCCAACAAUUCUCGUCUGGAAGCAAUGACUAAAUUGAUUGCAGGGGUGCAGCCUGUAACUUUGACCACUCGUUCAUGGCUUCCUACCUUUUGUCGGAAUCUGGUCGGAAAGUACAGAUUAACCAAUGGAACCUCGAAGUUUUCGGCCAUUCAAGAUGCUUGUAGUGCCAAGUGGUCUCCGUUCUGA
Molecule: messenger RNA, 879 nt
Organism: Marasmius oreades (fairy-ring Marasmius)
Lineage: Eukaryota; Fungi; Basidiomycota; Agaricomycetes; Agaricales; Marasmiaceae
Exons: 5
Coding region: 1-879 (292 amino acids)
Source: RefSeq, a predicted model, not a curated record